Molecule: messenger RNA, 4401 nt
Organism: Elgaria multicarinata webbii
Lineage: Eukaryota; Metazoa; Chordata; Lepidosauria; Squamata; Anguidae
Product: cytochrome P450 4B1-like
Exons: 12
Coding region: 88-1683 (531 amino acids)
Molecular function (GO): iron ion binding; oxidoreductase activity, acting on paired donors, with incorporation or reduction of molecular oxygen; heme binding
Source: RefSeq, a predicted model, not a curated record
AGUGCACACUCCUAGUCUAGGCCUGUUUCCAAGAGUAUUACAGCUAGAGUUUAUGUUAUACCUGGCACUCUGCAAAAUAUACGCCCAAUGGAAGGGGAAACAGAACCAUCUGUAAACAGAGGGGAAAAUAUGAAGGCUGUUCUAAAUUCUUCUUGGUCUUGGCUGCCUCAGGAUAUCUCUCAGAUUUUUCACAUCAUGGUUAUUUUGAGCCUUACCUAUUUGUUUCUGGAAGCCAUCCAGCUAUAUCGGAGGAAGCAGUAUCUGGCCAAAGUUCUCAGUUGUUUUCCAGGACCUCCCACCCACUGGCUGUAUGGUCAUAUCAAAAUGAUGAAAGCAGAGGAAGAGCUCCGGAACACAGCAGAAUGGACAGAAAAAUACCCAUAUUGUCAUCCAUUAUGGUUUGGAGGAUUCUUAGCGUUCUUGAGCAUCAACCAUCCUGAAUAUGCAAAGGUGGUGUAUAGCAGAGGCGAUCCCAAACCACUUAUAGCAUACAAGUUCCUGAUUCCAUGGAUUGGAAAGGGGUUACUGAUCCUCAAUGGGCCAAAGUGGCAGCACCACCGAAAGCUGCUGACUCCCGGAUUCCAUUACAAUAUUCUGAAGCCUUAUGUGGCUCUCAUGGCAGAAUCAGUCAAGGAGAUGCUGGAUAGAUUGGAAAAGAUGGUCCUCAAAGACACCACAGUGUCAGUGGAGAUGUUCAAAUAUGUGGCUUUGAUGAGUCUUGAUACCAUCAUGAAAUGUGCCUUCAGCUACCACAGCAAUUGUCAGACAGACAGGAAUUAUUCCUAUGCUAAUACUGUCUUCGACCUCAGCUUAAUGGCUAUUCAGAGAUUGAAGAACCCUUUGCACCACAGUGAUCUCAUUUACUGGUUCAGCUCCCAAGGGCAUCAGUUUCGCAAGGCUUGCAGACUAGCCCACCUUCACACUGAUAAUGUAAUACAAGAGAGAAAGAAGUCUCUCAUGAAUGAGAAAGAACUUGAAAAGAUCUUGAAGAAGAGGCAUUUGGACUUUCUGGAUAUUCUUCUUUAUGCAAAGGAUGAAAAUGGAAAUCCAUUAUCAGAUGAAGAUGUACGUGCUGAGGUGGACACGUUCAUGUUUGAAGGUCACGAUACGACGGCUAGUGGACUCUCUUGGCUCCUGUAUUGUAUGGCCCAGAACCCUGAACAUCAGCAGAAAUGCAGAGAGGAGAUAAAGGAACUUCUUGGGGAUCAGGAGCUUAUUCAAUGGGAUGACUUGGGAAAGAUGUCCUACACCACCAUGUGCAUUAAAGAGAGCUUUCGGCUUUACCCUCCAGUACCCAUAAUAGGACGAGAGCUGAAUUCACCUGUAACGUUUGCAGAUGGACGGACUUUACCAAAAGGGUUUCUAGUUGCACUGAAUAUUUAUGGUCUUCACAGAAACCCUAAGGUUUGGGACAAUCCUGAGGUCUUUGAUCCUCUCAGAUUCUCCCCAGAAAAUUCAAAUAAUCGACACCCAUUUGCUUUUCUUCCUUUUGCUGCUGGGCAAAGGAACUGCAUUGGACAGCAGUUUGCCAUGAACGAGAUGAAAGUCGCUCUUGCCUUGACGCUUCUGCGCUUUGAACUUUUGCCUGAUCCUUCCAACUCCCCCAUUCCCGUAUCACAGCUUGUCACACGAUCGAAGAACGGGAUAUAUCUGAAGUUGAAGACUGCGCCUACUGAUGCUUGACGUUACCCUAGUGCCAUGCUUUGGUACUCUUAAUACCUGGCAACAGAUAUUGGUAGGCACUAUACAUAUCAAUACUAUUCAAUGUACACCUGCUCUUUUUACGGAAUAGUUCAUAUCCUGAUGAUCAUGGGAUGAAAUUGUUGUCAUUCCGGAUAUACAGAAGUUGUGUCCAAAUAUGGAUUCCUCCAGUAUUUUUAGUCUUCUGCUAUCAUGUUUUUGCAAGAAAGAUUGCUUUAUAGUUUUUAAUCCAAGUAUAUUAUAUUGUCUACUGCAAUCCUUUUAGACCAGUUGACUAAUCACUCCUAUCAGUCCAGGCUCACGUCUUUACGGAGGUGCUUUGGUGCUGCCAGGCACCUUUCACCCACACUUGCCUUCCUUCUCGGCAUCUGCAUGGCAAGGAAGGCAAGGAAGAUUUUUCCUGCCUGGUGCCUCUUGAAAAGUUUUUUAAAAAACAAAAAUGGGAGGGGGUAAGGAAUGGGGCCAUUCCUCCCCGCUUUUUAAAAUUUAAUGAGCUGCACCUGCGGAGCUCCGCAGAUUCAUAUAAGGGGAAAAAUAAAGGUAAAGGAAUGAGGCAGCAGAGGAGGAUGUGAGAGGGACUGGAGACCAAGCAGCAUCUCCUUCCUCUGGCUGCCCGUACCUGUGCACCCACCCACAUUUAUUUUUAUUCUUUGUUUCUGCAGAGCUCUGCAGAUGGAGAUCAUAAAAUUAAAAAAGGGGGGAGGAACGGCAUUGUUCCUCUCCUCCCCCCCCCCUGGUUUUAUUUAUUUUUUACUUUUUUAGAGGCACAGGGCCGCCUCCAAUGCCAAAAAAAGUCAGGGUAAGUGCCUGACUUUUUGGGAGCGGAGUUUCCAGGGUUUGCGCCCGGAUGGCUUCGCAAUGGCGGCUGCAUCAUGUAGAUGACUUGCCAGUACUACGAAGCAACCCUGGGGCAAACCCUUUGUGUAGACAUGCCCUAGUUCAGCAAAUUGCUAGGAAAAGGUAACAGUAAAUUCAUCAUCUAGCUUACACCCGCCGAUAUCAAAAUUUGCUCCGGUAAAUGCAAACCUGGGAUCAUGCAGAUGUAAUCAUAAAGAAUUUUCUGCUACCUUGUUGCCAUUCUGUGGCAAACAAUCUACUUUGCAUACUGAAUUCUUUAUAACUUGCAGUGCUAGUUAGAAUUAUCUUUAAAAAAAAAUCCAACAUCUUUCCUAAUUAGUUGGGGUGUGGGUGCGUCUGGAGCUGACCUUUUUUAGUUAAUUGAGAAGAAUCCCUCCCUCCCCGAUUAACCUAACCACCCAAUCAGACCGCCCAGAGAGCUUCGGCUAUGGGGCGGUAUAUAAAUUUAAUUAAUUAAUAAAUAAAUAAACGUUACAGAUUUAGUUUGUAUGCAUUAUAUAUAGAUUUCACCAUAAUCAUCUGCACUUUGUGUAUUUUGCUGUUUUUAUAUUUCAUUCUAUAACUUUUGAACUUGAAUUAGGGAUAUUAAAGGAAAUAAUUUCAGUGCAUUUUUUAUGAGGAUUUACCCAAUUUGCACCUUCUGGACUCAACAUGGAAUCUGUGGUUGAAGUCUGUCCAUUUCUGAGCUUGCAAUGCAAUUCACAGACCAAAAAAAAUAUGUUCAACAUUAUGUGUACAUUUGAAAAAGCACACAAAUACACUUUAAUUAAUGAAAGGAUGCGUACAUUUGAAAGAUAUGCACAAUUAAUGCAUACAUUUAGAAAACUAUGCACAAAAGUACACAUGGGUUUUUAUGUGGGAAGUGCUUGUAGCUUCUGACUCUAUAAUUAUCAGAGUUGUAUUAUUGUUGUAUUAUUUUAGAGUAAUACUUCUAAUUGAGAAAGGGGUGUGUGAUAUAAGGUGAGUAAAGGUUAAAUGGAGAUUGACUUAUCCAAGGCUCCUCCUGUGAUUCAGAGGGAGUUAUCACCGGCGAGGCGAUUUUUACCCUGUUCUGGACAGGGUUGCACUCUCCCUAAAGGAUCGGGUCCGUAGUUUGGGGGUGUUCGUGGAUCCAGAACUGUCACUUGAGGCACAGCUGAACUCAGUGGCAAAGACCACCUUUUAUCAGCUUAGGCUGAUAUACCAACUGCGCCUUUAUCUGGACAGAGAUAGCUUAGCUACAGUUAUCCAUGCUCUGAUAACCUCUGGCAAUGCAUUAUACGUGGGGCUGCCUUUGAAAACGGUCUGGAAACUUCAGCUGGUACAAAACAGGGCAGCCCAUUUACUAACAGGGAUUGGUCGGCGAGACCACAUCACACCAGUCCUUUUAUAACUUCAUUGGCUGCCAGUCCAUGUCCGGGCCCGAUUCAAAGUGCUGAUACUAACAUUCAAAGCCCUAAAUGGCUUGGGGCCAGGUUAUUUGAAGGAACGCCUCCUCCCACAUGUACCUGCCCAGACCUUAAGAUCAUUCACAGGGGUCCUUCUAUGUGAGCCCCUGCCAAAAGAAGUGAGGCAGGUGGCUACUAGGAGGAGGGCUUUCUCUGCUGUGGCACCCAUACUGUGGAACAAGCUCCCAAGAGAGGUUCUCCUGGUGCUUACACUGUUUUAUUCUCCCAGCAUUUUAACAGUCUAUAAAUAAAUUUUAACUUGGUGUUUUAAAUUUGUAGUUUUGCAUUGCUGCUGUUUUGAUCUGGUUGAGCUUUUAUGUUGUAUUUUAUAUUAUGGUUUUAUACUGUAGUUUUGUACUUUGAAUGGUUUUAAUUUUUGUGAACUGCUCAGAGAGCUCCAGCUAUUGGGUAGUAU